Prorocentrum cordatum is the source of this 3162-nucleotide messenger RNA. The record is from the annotation of a GenBank genome assembly. Lineage: Eukaryota; Dinophyceae; Prorocentrales; Prorocentraceae.
AUGGCUGCGGGAUCGGGCUCGGCGGCGGUGCUGCGCGGCGCUACUGGUGCCCGUGAGUCUGCGGACCGCCUCGUCGCGCGGCUGCAGUCGCAGCUGGCGGCCGCCACACGCCAGCGGAAGGACACGGAGGAGGCCCUCCUGGUCAUCGGCGGCGACGGCGAGGUGGCCGCCCGCGUCCGCUGCUUUCUUCCAGCCCUCGCCGCGCUGGUGGAGGGCCGCGCGCCCACGUGGCCCCAGAGGGCGCAGCUGGAGGGCGCCGACGCGCAGGCGCUCCGUGCUGCCCAGCGCGGGCCGCGCCUCGGCGCCGCUGCGGAGGGCUCCCCCGCGCCUGCGCGGAAGGGGUGCGGCCCCGUCGCGGAGAGCGGGGCCCAGGCUUUCGGGCACGGCCUGGCUGCGGGCUGGAGCCUGGCGGCGCGCCAGGGCGGGCUUGCGGGCGUGGCGUGGGCGCCGGGCCACUGGCAGGACCCGCAGCAGCCCGGUUUGCUGCUCGAGGCGCUCGGCGUGGAGCUGCAGCCGUGCUCGCAGGUCGUCGGCGACGAGCGCGGGGCGUCCGAGGCCACCUUCGAGGAGGGCUUCUGGGUCGAGGCUUUCUCCGACCUGAUCGGGGAGGCGUCCGAGCCGGUGGCGGCCGUGCCGCCGACGGUGUGCGACGCGAUCGUGGAGGGGACCGUGCCGGUGGCGGCCGAGCUGCCGACGGAGUGCGUCGCUUUCAUGGGCGGGGAGUCGGAUGUGGUCGAGGCUGUCGCGGGGCUGGACAGCUCGGUCCAGUCAGCGGCGGAGGUCGACGGCGAGGGCUCCUGCGGGCCAGAGAGCUCUGAGGCAGGGCACAUCGCGGAGCCCCUGGGCGCGAGCGAGGUUGACGACAUGCUGCGGAUGCUGGACGAGUGCGCCGCUGCCGUGCUGGAGGGCGGCGCGGGCGCGAUGGUCUCCGCCGACGUCACCGGCGGCACUGCGGACACGCCGAGGGCCGCAGUCGAGGCGUCCUUCGCGGACGCCCGCGCGGCCGGCGGAGUAGAGGCAGGUGGUGGUGCAGGCGGGAAAGGACAAGGAGGCCAACGCCAGCCACCACCUCACGACAAGACUGUCGACCUCAAGGCUGCCGCCGCAGCAGCUUACAGCAAGCUCAGCAAGGACGACCCGCUCAGGCAGCACUACGAGGCCCUCUGGCCAGAGCUCGCCGCAGCCAAGCCACCAGCAGACCAACCAGUCGUUGGAUUCAAGGCAGUGGAGGCAGCUGCUCGACGCUUGGACAAACUCCAGAAGAAAGUACGAUCGGCAGGGGAGCAAGUUGAGAGUGCCCAGCAGUACUUGGCUGAGAGUGAACGCAAGCUUCGUGAAGCCAUGGAAGCCUCCAUUGCAGCCGAAGAUGAGUUCGACAAGCUCAAGGCCACAGUCGGCAAGCAAGAGGCACCAGCUGAACCUGCAGCCGAGAAGCCAACUCUGGCAGCCCUCCUGGAGCAGUUCGAGCAUGAGCCUGAUGACUUCCACAAGUGGUCCGAGCCCGACAAGGAGGUCUGGCGAGCAGCAAAGGCCAAGGGCGAGCGCAUGGCCCAGACGGUCAAGGAGCACGAGGAGGAGACGGCGAAGCACCUGCGACUACUGGAGGAAGAGACGGCCAGGCACCAGGAGCAGCUGCGCCAGCUCGAGCAGGUGCCACCACAUGCACUGAGGCAGCAGGGACAGCCGCCGCGGCUGCGCCCACCGGCGCCGCAGCAGCUGCCCAACCAGAAGCAGGCGCAGCAGAACAUGACAAAGCAGAAGAACGCCGAGCCAGAGUGGAGGCCCACAUCCAGGAGGCGCGAGAGAAGGUCUCGCAGGCUAGGCGCGCUGAGACAGUCGUCGACGCAGAAGGGCAAGGUGACCACUCAGCAGGGUAGCCGCCCCAAGGCGAGCGCGAAGAAGGCUCGCCGCCCGUACCACAUUGACUUCUUCAACGUCACGACCUGGGGCCCCCAGGCACAGGGCUACCUCAUGGAGAUCAACAAUACCAAGGACAGGGACAUCAUUGGCAUCGCGGAGCACCACCUCCGCCAGCCUGCGCAGAUAAGCAAGGCAAGAGCGGCGCCCAGGAGGAAUGGCACGCACAGCUACUGGACCAAGGCACGGCCAGGAGAAGGAGAAGGCACUCGAGGAGGCACGUGUGCCAUCACGCGAGGAUCCUUGGACAUCCAGGACAGGAUCGCGGGUUUCGAUGAGCACUACCUGCACGAGGACGGCAGCGACGUCACGGUGGUGAUCUCCAACCUGCACAAGGUCCGUUUCGCAGUGGCUUUCGUCUACCUUGAGUGUGGGACGGGCUUUGGAGAGAGGAACGUCGACAUCCUCUGCGACCUGCGGGAGAAGAUGGCCGUCUGGGGAGGGCCCUGGGCAGCGCUUGGGGGCUUCAACAUGACGCCGCCGGAGCUCAACAACAGCAUUUGGCCCAGGGUGCUGAAUGCUCAAGUAGCUGCGGCGGAGGAUGGCGCCCCCACAUGUUUCCCAGCAGUAGGUGAAGCCAGGUGCAUCGACUUCGCGCUGAUCUCGCAGGGCCUGGCGCCGUAUUUCGACCAGCUGGAGCUGCUCAGGACCGCGCCGUGGAAGCCGCACAUCGGCAUCCGCUUGAAGUUGAAGGGGCGGCCUCUCAUGCUCAAGGGCAGGGUACUUCGCAGGCCAGCAGCCAUAAAGCCGCCAGUCACAGUCGAGAGAAUGCCGAAGUCCAGAGCCGCUUGCAGACGAGCGGCGCGCGGAGGCCAGGAGGCCAUGCGCCGACGUCAGCAAGCGUUGGCAGAGGCAGGAUGCGACCUGGACGAGAACGACAUGGAGCCAGUGCCGCAGCUGUACUACGACAAGGAGGUCAAGCACGUCAUCCCUGACGAGCUGUGGCAGGCCACCUCCGAGCGGGUCAGCGCGCGCGCCUACGACGAGUUGCCCCAGCACUUGCAGCACACAGUCGUCGGCAAGAUGAUGGAGCGGGAAAUGCUGGACCUGGGGCAACAGCACGACCGCUUCGCAAGCACCCUCGAGCUCAGCCUGUGCGAGAGCAUCGGCAUCCCAGAGGAAGAGCGUGGACGACAUCUCGGGCGCAGCAGGCCCCCGAGCUACAAGAGCGCGAGCAUCAAGGACACCGUCACCUCUACGCCAUGGGCAGGGGUCGAAAGGAAGAUCCACGCGUGGUGGGCGUAG